This is a messenger RNA of Plasmodium gaboni, 987 nucleotides long. Lineage: Eukaryota; Apicomplexa; Aconoidasida; Haemosporida; Plasmodiidae. The record is from the annotation of a RefSeq genome assembly.
AUAAAAAUAAUUUAAAUAGUCAAGAUAGUGCAAAAUAUAAUGAACAUAAUACCAUACCAAAUGAGAAAAUACAAGAAAGUGGAUAUAUAAAUUACCAGAAGGAGAAUGAAAUGGAUAUACAAAAUCAAGUUAAUGGAAAUGAACAAAUACGUUUCAAUGUACCUCAAACAAAAGACCAAAGAGAAGAAUAUUAUUUAAUAGGUGGAGAAAACCAUGAUUCUACAAACCAAACAAAUAAAAUAAAAAUGGAAGGUGAUAUAAGUAGUAAUGUGGAACAUAAAAAGACGAAUUCAAAUUUUAAUGAUGUAAAAGAAAUACAAAAUGAAAGUAGAGAAAUACCCAUAAUGGAACAUAAUUUCAGUACAAAUAUGGAUAGUGUUGAUGAUAAUAAAGUAAAAGAGGAAAUGUCACAUAUAAAAAAUAUGGAAUAUGUAGUAGAUAGGUUUGAUAAAAUAGAUACAUCAUCCAAUGAACAAAAUAUAAUUGAUCAUAAUGGAAAAUAUUCUGUGAUUAAAGAAGAAAUAGAAGCAGACACAAAACAUGAAAAAGAAAAUGGAAACGAAAUGAACGAGGAAAUAAAAACAAAAAAGCAACAAGAAUUAGAAGAUCAAAGGAAAAAUGAAUUGACAGAAGGAAAUGAUAAAAAAAUUGAAGAAGAGAUAGAAAAACAAAAUGAAGAAGAAAAUAAGAAAGAAGUUGAAGAUGGAAAGAAUAAAGAAAUCGAAGAGAGAAGGAAUAAAGAAUUUGAAGAAGCAAACGAUAAAGAGGUUAAAGAAGGAAAUGAUAAAGAAAUGAACGAAGGAAAUGAUAAAGAAAUGAACGAAGGAGAUGACAAAGAAAUGACCGAAGGAAAUAACAAAAAAAUUGAAGAAAAAAUAGAAAAACAAAAUCAAGAAGAAAAUAAGAAAGAAGUUGAAGAUCGAAAUGACAAAAAAUUUGAAGAAGAAAUAGAAAAACAAAAUGAAGAAGGAUAUGAUAAAGAAAUUA